ACAGAAGCUAAACUUAACCGGAAGUUAUCUCUUGUUACUUUCACAGUAAAAUACUUCAUAACACAUUUAAAAUUGGAAUACUUUAUUUUGGGAAUUGAAUGAAAAGUUAACCGAGCGUCUUCACCAUAAUGUGUUGUACUUGAUGUUUGUGUAACUAAUGUAGUUGCACUCAUUUGGCCGCGAUAUCUAUUUGUGGCUGUGUGUGCUUGGAGGAAUCUGGUCCUGUUUUUUGGUCUAGCAGCUUCUUUUUGCGGUCGAAAAGGGCUACUAUGGCACACGCCUGCGCACUUUCAAAUGAGUAUUUCAUGAAGUAUUGUCGUUAGGCCUUGUCGGGUUAUUUCCACCCCUCUGUCUGUGGUUAACAAAUCCCCCAGUAGAAAUGUCUCUGGAGGAGUAUGAGAGACAUUUCGACUCGCUAAACUCGGAUUUAGGCGGCGGGUCUGUGGUCAGCGAGCGAUCAGCUUCAGGCACAUUUAAUGGCGAGGAGGAGAAACUGCAUUACAUUCCUAUCAGGAUCCUCGGAAAGGGGGCGUUUGGUGAAGCUACUCUGUACAGAAGAACAGAGGAUAAUUCCCUCGUUGUGUGGAAGGAGGUGGACCUGAACUCGCUCUCGGAAAAGACGCGCCGAGAUGUCAUGAAUGAAAUAAGCAUCCUCUCCAUACUGGAGCACAACAACAUCAUAGCAUACUUUAAUCACUUCAUGGAUAAAAACACUCUGCUGAUUGAGAUGGAGUACUGCAAUGGAGGAAAUCUGAAUGACAAAAUCAUCCAGCAGAGAGGAAAACUUUUCUCCGAAGAGAUUGUUAUAUGGUACUUGUACCAAAUCACCUCAGCAGUGGCCUACAUUCACAAGGCUGGGGUCAUACACAGAGAUAUCAAAACUCUGAAUAUUUUCCUAACAAAAACCAACCUCAUGAAACUGGGAGAUUAUGGCCUUGCAAAGAAGCUAGACUCUGAGUUUUCAAUGGCAGAGACAUGUGUGGGAACUCCUUAUUACAUGUCACCUGAACUAUGCCAGGGUGCGAAGUACAACUUCAAGUCAGACAUUUGGGCCAUGGGUUGUGUCCUCUUUGAAGUCUUGACUCUUAGAAAGACAUUUGAUGCCACGAACCCUUUAAACCUCUGCGUUAAAAUCGUCCAAGGAAACUGGACCAUGGAUGUGAACACAGAUUGUUACACCAGUGGAUUGAUCCAGUUAGUGUACGAGUGCCUCAAUCAAGAUCCUACAAAGAGGCCAACAGCUGAUGAAAUCCUGGACCAGCCUAUCAUCUCCUGCCUCCGACAGGAGCUUGAGGAGCGAGUUGUUAUGCUGAAUUCGGCAAUGAAGAAACCUAAGCUGAACACAGCGAGUGAAACUCCUGUUGCCGUCGUGACGACACGCUCACGGGAGGUUUAUUACUGGGGAGGAGGGAAAUUCACCCCCCAGAAACUCGACUCGUUCAAAGCUGGCAGCAGCCCCCAACAUGUGUGUGCAGGAGAAAAUCAUUUUGCAGUGGUGACUGUGGAAAAGGAGCUGUACACAUGGGCUGAUGUGCAAGGAGGAGCAAAGAUGGUGGGCCAGCUGGGGCACGGGGACCAGGCGUCGUACCGGCAGCCAAAGAGGUUGGAGAAGCUUCAGGGGAAGGCAAUCCGGCAGGUUGCAUGUGGGGCCGACUUCACUGCCUGUGUAACGGACGAAGAUCAGCUGUACAUGUUCGGGUCAGACUAUUACGGCUGCAUUGGUGUUGAUCGUGAUAUGGGCAAUGAAGUUUUGGAGCCGGUGCUUCUGGUGUUUUUCGAGGAGCGUCGUGUCCGCCAGGUUUCCUGUGGAGACAACCAUGUUGUGGUGCUGACCCAGAACGGUAGCAUCUACUCAUGGGGCUGUGGAGAGUACGGGCGUCUCGGCCUAGAGUGUGAGGAUGAUUUCUCCUCUCCGAUGAAAGUGGAAGUUCCUAGAGGUGCCAGCAUUUCCUCAGUAUCAUGUGGCAGCGAUGGCACCUUCUUUCUAACAGAGAUGGGGAAAGUGUUGGCAUGUGGAAACAAUGAUUUCAACAAGCUGGGGUUGAACCAGGGCAUCUCUGGUAUCAAAAACCACUCAGGAGAGGCUUACCAGGGGAUACCAUACAUCACCACUCUAACCUUGGUCAAACAGCUGUCCCGCUUCAAAAUCCAAGUCAUAGCUCCUGGGAAGACCCAUACAGCUGCCAUUGAUGAACGAGGUCGUCUGAUCACUUUUGGUUGCAACAAGUACGGGCAGCUAGGUGUGAAAGACUUCAAGCGCCACCAAGGUGUCCAGGUCCUUGUUGGACCAUUUGGAGGGAAGACUGUAAGCAAAGUGUCUUGUGGAGAUGGAUUCACCAUUGCAGCCACUGAAGACAGCCAGAUCUUUGCAUGGGGAAAUGCAGGAAAUGGGAGACUUGGAAUGCCUGCAGAUAAAGGAUUUGGUUCCGAGGUUUGCCCUGCCAUGCCAAGGCCAAUAUUUGGUUCCCUUCACCAUGUACCUGACCUCUCCUGCCGUGGCUGGUAUACCAUUAUCAUAAUGGAAAAAGUGCUCAACUCGAAAACCAUCCGUUCAAACAGCAGUGGAAUAUCAAUUGGGCUUGGUCAGGAGGCGUUGACGUCAAUGGAGGACCUGGACGUAGAGCCUGGAUUGGAAACAGAAUGUCGUGACGGUAGUCUUGGGGGAACUCGAGAAGUAAACACAGAGGACCUCCUAGAAGCACCAAUGAUGACAUUUGGAAACCAAACUGGGGACAGUUCUUGUCCUCUGUGGCUUAGAAAGGAACUUGAGGAUGCAGAAUUUAUCCCAAUGCCAGAUGAGUCUGAACAGUCUGAUCAAGGCCAGCUCGCCUCCUUUUCUAAAAGCGUAACUCAGCCGUAUGAAGAGCUGAAAGAGCUCAAGGCAGCAGCAGAAGCUGUUACCAACGAGACAAGACGGAUGAGCUACGACAAAGUAAAAUGUUUGGAUGGGGGCACAAAUGGAGAAUAUGGUGCCUGCUGCAAAGCAAGCAGUGAGGUGGCUCAGCUGAAAGAAACACUUGCCCAUCAAGAGAAGAGGAUUGAAGUGCUUGAGAAACAGAUCAAGGAGCAGCAGAAGGAAAACGAACGGCUUUGGGCAGCAAUCAAUCGCUCCAAGCUGCAGGAAAAAGAUCGAGACAGAAACGGAAACCGUCGUUCUGAACCAAUGUCGAGCAAAGGAGGGAGUGGGAGAAGAUCUGGAUUUACAAAUCACGGCGGCAGAUCAGCUGGAGCCAGCGUGUGAGGUUAAAAACAGACACAUGAUGAUACAGUUUUACACGAUGUAAUGUGCAUUACAUGCACACCUGCUUUCUCCGGGGUGUAUUGAACCAGCUUGUUUCAGCACACUGAAAUGUUGGCUGUAUUCAACAUGAACCAGCAAAGCUUAAUAUCUGUGAGACAAUCUGACGACCGGGUUGUCAAGCAGUCUGGAUGUCAGAUCUGCCUCUGAACGGCUUCUGCACCGAGUCUUCAGUUAGUUGGGACUCAAAUAUUUGUGUUUAUUCACAUAACAGUGAAGACCAGCUCCUUCAACUGUUUGCUAAUGAAUCCCACGUGAGAAGGUGAGCAGCUUGUGAGAACACAGGACUUUCUUAUAAAUCACACAUUUUCACUGUGUGGAUUAUCUUCAGUGGCCUUAACAAUAUAGCCUCUUUAAAUAUAUAUAUUUAACAUCUUGCCUUUCAGUUAGAUAUAUAUUACUUCAAAACUUGCAUGUUCUGUUUAAAAAAAGGAAUUGUGUGAAAACACAAUAAAACUACUGAUUUAUUUUUGUAACAUAUUUAUGCCUCUUGAGUUCUUAAAUUCAGCAUGUGUCUGUUUACUUUGGGAGUUCUGAACACUUGAACAGUUUCUCUGAGCUUUAUUACAUGUGAUCCUUAUAACAUUUAUUUUACACCUGACCCUGCUAGAAGUUUUCCUUUGUUGCUUUUCAAGGCUAUUUUUCUUGUGUACUUUCUGAAUGUGUAUUGUACCCUUUUCUGCAUCUUUCAUAAAAGAACUGUUUUGUUGGACUCUGUAUGCUAUUUGUUUUUAUUUGGGGAAGCUUGGGUUUGCUUUUGACAUAUAUGUACAGUAGGUCCACCCUCCAAUUUCUCUGGAGAUGGAGGAUUUUCAUCCGUUUGCAGGUGAUUCCUCAGAUCUUUUGGGAUCACCAUCUUGAUGUUGGUUUAAUUCAUUUUACCAUCUAGACUUGUUUUUUUUUUUCUAUUGUCAUUUUCUCUUCUUUUAAACAGCUGACAGUACCGCUUUGCUUAGUACAAUAUUGUGUAAUAAUGCAACAGACCGUGUAUUUUGGACUUUUCUAUCUAAUUUUACUUCUAUUUCUACAGCAGAUGUGUAGAAUUUUUUAAUUCAUAAAAUGCUUUUUUUUUUCUUAUUGUGUUUGUGUUUACUUUGAGCACUUUAUCUUGUAUCCUUUUGAAUUUCUAAGGAAAUAUUUUGUUAUGAAACUUAUGACCAGGACUGUUUCUUUGUCUUCAAAGCUAAUAAACCUCAACUCGUGGGGAUGUGAGCUGUCUGCAGUGUACACUUGUGGUAUAUCUGUGCAGUAAACUGCAGCAACCCAAUGAAUUUAGAAAGUUUGCAGAUAUCACAAUACUGUGCCUUUGGUGAGAUCUUUUAUUUGGCUGUUUUAGCCUUUAAUGUUCUAUUAUUGCUUCUGUCCACUUAUAUUUCAUCGUGACUCUGUUUCUUUUGUUUUGUGUACAAGUCAGAAAUACGGUAAAUAAUAAUAAAAAAGCUGCUUAAAGCAGUAAAAAUU
Gambusia affinis (western mosquitofish) is the source of this 4759-nucleotide messenger RNA. It is a transcript of the gene nek9, whose product is annotated as serine/threonine-protein kinase Nek9. Gene Ontology annotation, biological process: protein phosphorylation. Bases 380 to 3241 code for a protein of 953 amino acids. Gene Ontology annotation, cellular component: centrosome. The transcript has 23 exons. Gene Ontology annotation, molecular function: protein kinase activity; ATP binding; protein kinase binding. Lineage: Eukaryota; Metazoa; Chordata; Actinopteri; Cyprinodontiformes; Poeciliidae. The record is from RefSeq and is a predicted model, not a curated record.